AUGGCUGAUUCCUCUUCGAAAAAGGCCGUCAUGUCGGCCGACGACCGCGAGGCCCAGAUGCGACUGGCCGAGGCCCGAAAAAAGUACGGACGGGGCAAGGCUCCCUCGGUGAAGAAUAUUCGCGACAAGAAGCUCCGAACUACCCUCAAGGCCCAGGAAGAGAAGCAUAAAAAUGCAAUGCUGCAGGCCAAGGACGCAGAGAUUCUUUUGGAACACGAAUCCGGCUUCCUCGAGCCCGAGGGCGAGUUGGAAAAGACCUACAAAGUUCGACAGGAUGAGAUUAAAGACAGCGUUGGAAUGGAGACGGCGAAGAAAGGCUUCGAGCUGCGACUGAACGACUUCGGACCCUAUCGUGCUGACUAUACUCGGAACGGACGCAAUCUCUUGCUGGCGGGACGGAAGGGCCAUGUUGCGACUAUGGAUUGGCGUGAUGGCAAGCUCGGCUGCGAGCUGCAACUGAACGAGACUGUUCGCGAUGCGCGCUGGCUGCACAACAACCAGUACUUCGCUGUUGCGCAAAAGAAAUACGUUUAUAUCUAUGACCACAAUGGCGUCGAAUUGCAUUGUCUCAACAAGCAUCUGGAACCGCUUUACCUCGAGUUCCUGCCUUACCACUUCCUUCUUGCUAGCGCUGGCAUCAGCGGUUACCUCAAAUAUACCGACACCUCGACUGGUCAAACCGUCGCCGAAUUGCCUACGCGACUAGGCCGCCCUACCUCUCCUCGCUCAGAACCCACACAACGCCAUUCUCCACCACUUGUUAAGGCUCUUGUGCACCGUGGACCCGUCCGAUCUCUUGCGAUUGAUCGCCAGGGUCGAUACAUGGUCUCAACUGGCCAGGACCAAAAAAUGAAUGUUUGGGAUAUUCGCAUGUUCCGGGAGGUGCACUCAUAUUCCUGCUACCAGCCCGGCGCAUCGGUGUCAAUCAGUGACCGUGGUCUUACUGCGGUGGGCUGGGGCACCCAGGUCAGUGUUUGGCGCGGCCUAUUUGACGCAGCUCUUGCGGACCAAGGCAAGGUCAACAGCCCCUACAUGGCCUGGGGUGGUGAUGGCCAGCGCAUAGAGAACAUGCGUUGGUGCCCGUACGAGGAUAUUUUGGGCGUGGGCCACGACCAAGGAUUCGCAAGUCUUAUUGUCCCCGGUGCAGGCGAGCCGAACUUCGACUCGCUGGAAGCCAACCCAUACGAGAAUACCAAGCAGCGCCAGGAGGCCGAGGUACACUCGUUGCUCACGAAGCUUCAACCGGAUAUGAUUUCGCUCGAUCCCACCAUUAUCGGACGACUGGACACCAUCAGCGACAAAAAGGUCCAGGAGGCUCGCAACCUCGAUCACCGCCCGGAGGACCACAUGGAGAAGCUCAAGAACCGCGGCCGUGGUCGCAACAGUGCUCUUCGCAAGUAUCUUCGCAAGAAGGGCAAGGGCAACGUCAUCGACGAAAAGAGACUCAAGGCCGAGGCUCUGCGCAAAGAACACCAUGCGCGCACCAAGGAGAGGCUCCGGAAAGAGCGCGAGGACCUGGGGCCUGCUCUGGGUCGGUUCGCCGCGAAAAAGGACUCUUGA
Molecule: messenger RNA, 1560 nt
Organism: Penicillium argentinense
Lineage: Eukaryota; Fungi; Ascomycota; Eurotiomycetes; Eurotiales; Aspergillaceae
Product: WDR46/Utp7 family protein
Exons: 3
Coding region: 1-1560 (519 amino acids)
Biological process (GO): maturation of SSU-rRNA from tricistronic rRNA transcript (SSU-rRNA, 5.8S rRNA, LSU-rRNA)
Cellular component (GO): small-subunit processome; nucleolus; 90S preribosome
Molecular function (GO): protein binding
Source: RefSeq, a predicted model, not a curated record